Molecule: messenger RNA, 1463 nt
Organism: Paramecium pentaurelia
Lineage: Eukaryota; Ciliophora; Oligohymenophorea; Peniculida; Parameciidae
Source: the annotation of a GenBank genome assembly
AUGUAUAAUAUUCUCCUACUCAUUUGUAUUAUCACAGUUAUUUAGUCCAAACUUAAAGUUCUCAGACCAUCUAACUUAAUUAAUGAAUACAUUGAUUAUAGUAUUGCCAAUUUUGGGUACUCUAUCUUUUAUAUAUAUGAAAACUAGAAUUAUACCAUUUGGACAUCGUUUAAUGGGAUUAGUAGAUUUGGCUUAUCCAAGAAAUGGAUGUAGUGAUAUUUAACCUACUUAUGGAGCUCAUUUUAUUUUAAUUGAAAGAGGGAACUGUUCACAUGUGACUAAAGUCAAGAAUGCUGAAAAAGCUGGAUAUUAAAUGGCAAUUAUUGGGAAUUACAAUGAUGAACCCAUAGAAUCUGAUAUUACUAUGGCUGAUGAUGGUUAUGGAUAUUAAGUUUAUUUUCAAAGUUUUAUGUUAGGUAACAAUCCCAUCCAUAUUUAUCAAAAAAAAACAUUUUACUAUAUUAUCAGAAAAAGCAAAAGACUAUUAAAUUGAGGAUUCUAAUGAUGAGAAGAUUAUGAUGCUAUUAAAAUUUGAUGUUGUUUAAACUGAUAAAAUAUCAGUAAUUUUUGGAUUGAAUGUUCAAGAUGGAGAAUCUUUUAGAAUUAUUGAUGAAUAUGCACCAUAUUAUAAUAAAUUGGAAGAUUAAAAUAUCAAUUACACUCUUGUAUAUUUUAUGAUGAGUUUUAAUUCUACAAUUCUAGAAAUUAAUUAAAGAGAUUCUGAUUGUAUUUGCUAAAAUAGAUAUUGUGUAUUUGAUCCUGAUGGUUCAGGUAUUGCAACUGGAAGGGAUGUUGUUUAAGAGAUUCUAAGAUAAACAUGCAUAUUUUAAAAAUACCCAAAAAAAUGGUUUUCAUAUAUGGUAAAUAAUACAAUUUAGAUUUAGGAUUAAUUCAAUUUCAAAUGUUCUAAACCAUAAGCAUAUUCUAUUUGUAGUCAAUAGAUUAUGGAUAUACAAGGGAUUCCUAAAAAGGAAAUUCAAAAUUGUUUUGAUGAAUCUUUUGUUGACUAAAAUACUUCAUUACCAACUAAAAAUUAUACUAAUGCAAUCAAUAUUUUACUAGAAAACUAAUUACAUAUUUAUUAAGUUGCUGGAAUGAAUGUAUUUCCAUCAGUUCUAGUGAAUGCUUUGACUUACAAAGGUUAAUUCUCAGGAAAAGGUAUUUUUGGAGAGAUUUGCAAUAGUAAUUUUAAAAUCUCAAUAUAGGUUUUUUAACACCACCUCCUGAAUGUAGUUCAGAAAUUGAAGGCUAUUAACCUCCAGUUCUAGAAUAAUCAAUAAUUCUAUAUGUAUUGAUUAUAACCACAUUUGUUGUAUUAUUCUCUAUACUUGGUUUCUGUUUAUUUAAAAAAUUGAUCAAAAGAGAUGGUGAAAUAGUCACUUAACCUUAGGUAAAUGAGAUGGUGAGUUAAUACAUUAAGUUUUAUGAGGGAAAAGAUAAACAAAAAGAAGGUUCUAUCUGAA